Messenger RNA from Anguilla anguilla (European eel), 6899 nucleotides. RefSeq names its product kinetochore scaffold 1 (gene knl1). The transcript has 26 exons. Bases 350 to 6694 code for a protein of 2114 amino acids. The record is from RefSeq and is a predicted model, not a curated record. NCBI's taxonomy places the organism in Eukaryota, Metazoa, Chordata, Actinopteri, Anguilliformes, Anguillidae. Gene Ontology annotation, cellular component: nucleus. Gene Ontology annotation, biological process: attachment of spindle microtubules to kinetochore; cell division; protein localization to kinetochore.
UUUGAUAACGUAUUGAGUUUUAAAGCGUAUAGACAUGCCGUGUUAUGCAAUAGCUUUUUGGACAAUGUUUUUCAUUUACAUCGGGAAUUCUCUAUAACACAUCAGGGAUAAUAUUGUUCAUAAUAUUAUUCCUGCAACACAACAGGAAGUAUUGUCGUUUAGACUAGGAAAUUGCGCAUGCCCAUAGUGAGCGCGGUUAAAUUCAAAAACAGUAACUUGGGGACGAACUUACUAGCUAGUGCAUAAUGGAAACUCAGUUGUAAGAUUAAAAUGAACGAGGGCUUCAGUAUAACAAACUCCUAUUAAUUAUACGGCCAUUUCGUGACGUUAGCUUCUACUGCAAGCGACUAUGGAGAAUCCCGAGUUAAAAACUGAAAUGGACGAGCUGAAACAACCCACAAAGACUAAGAGGAGAAUUUCAUCGAUCUUGAAGGCACCUCGGACUCCCCUGAAAUCUAUUGCUACAGACAAUGAAGACUGUCAGGAGGAAACAGCUAAACCAACUGAAAAGAAGAGGAACUCUAGGAGAGUCAGCUUUGCUUCAACAAACGAUAUUCAUGUGUUCGUAAAAGAUUUUAAAAAUGGUUCUUCUUUUGAGAAUUUGUUGCAAGACCUUUCUGGAACAGGAGAAGAAACACUGGAUAAUACAGGCAUCCACACUGUCAAAGAUGGAGGACAGCAAAUUAUUGGCAUGGAGACCUUGCUGAAUGCCCCCCUGCAUGCUUCACAGCACCAAAAUAAGGAAAACAUCUUUGGCUAUGGAGCACAGAAUGAUUUUUGUGAUAAAACAGUGGUGUUCUCUGAAGAAGAUACUGCCUUCAUGGAUAUGACCCACUCUCACACAAUUAUUAUUGAUAAUAAAGAAGAUGGGACUGAUGCAGCUAUGUCUAGCUGUGGAAACAUUGACUUUACUUCUGCUGUGGGGGGAGCCAAGACUACUGGCUUUGACGAUUCAAGGAAGGAAGGCACAGUCUUUGAGAGUUGUUCAACAUCAGGGAAAGGUCCAAUCAAAGAAUCUGAGUUGGAGGACUUUCUUGCAAGUCUGACUCAGUCAAGUGGCUCUGGAAGAUUAUCGAGCAACAUCAAAUCUACAAGUUCAGCAACUCCUUUUACGAGAGUUCCAUCCCCUGCCCCUAAAGUAGAUGCAAAAAAUUUUCUUGCUAAGCUCCGUGCUCAUAGAUCAGUAGUUGAUCAAGAAAACCAAGUUCCAGUUGCAACAAGGAAGUCUGCACACCAAGAUGAGUCCUCACAGCAGCAAAGUCAUUGGCUUAGUGAGAGAACCAUGAUAUUGGAACAGGAAAACAUGGACUUGACAAAAACCCAUACAGCUAUAAUAGGUGAUGAUGGACUGUUUAAACGCAAAUCAUUUGCACUAUCUGGGGAGCAAGAGGAUAUGGAAAUGACAAGAAGCCAAACUGUGGUUAUCGACUCAAGAACUUGCCAUAUGGUGAAUUCAUCAAACGGCAAAGCGAGGGGUUUAUCUAUGUUGGCUCCAAACAAAACUGUCAUGUUUUCAGAAGCAGACCAUGACAUGGAUAUGACGGGUCCUUUUACAGGGUGCAUUGAGGAAACCCAGAACCCUUCCACCAAAAGGGAUGAAAGGGUUAGAUGGUUAUUUCCAGCAACAAAUACUAUUUCUCACUUGAGUCAAACUGAUAGAAUGGAAAACACACAUACCCAGAUUGAUCCCAAUGUUAUUAAUUGCUUGUGGCCAGCUUCAUCUGAUCCUGAGGAUAUGGAGAUGACGAGGAGCCAGACUGUGGUUAUUGAUUCCAAAAAUUGUCAGAUAACCCCCUCACUUGGAAAACGAAGGAGUGUGUCCUGCAUGUCAGCUCAAAACAAAACGGUCAUGUUUUCAGAAGCGGAUCGUGACAUGGAGAUGACUGAUGCUUUUACAGGGCACUUUGAUGUAAACAAGUACUCUUCCACCCAAAAAGAUGAAAGGAGUAUCUGCUUUUUUCCUGCAACAAAGACCAUUUCUCAUGCAGGUCAAACGGACUUUAUUGAAAGGACAAGUCGUCAGAUGGAUGCUAAUGACUGUAAUAACAGUCUGUGGCCCACUACACUGUCCAAUCCAGAGGAUAUGGAGAUGACGAGGAGCCAGACUGUGGUUAUUGAUUCCAAAAAUUGUCAGAUAACCCCCUCACUUGGAAAACGAAGGAGUGUGUCCUGCAUGUCAGCUCCGAACAAAACGGUCAUGUUUUCAGAAGUGGAUCAUGACAUGGAGAUGACUGAUGCUUUUACAGGGGUCUUUGAGAUAAACAAGUACUCUUCCCCCCAAAAAGAUGAAACAAGUCUCUGGUCAUUUCCUGCAACAAAUUCCAUUUCAGGUCAGAAGGACUUUUCUAAAAGGACAAGUAGCCGUAUGGAUGCUAAUGUCUGCGAUAAGAGUUUAUGGUCAGCUACACUGUCAAAUCCGGAUGAUAUGGAGAUGACAAGAAGCCAAACUGUGGUUAUUGAUUCCAAAAAUUUUCCAAUGAAAACUGCCUCUCUCAGCAAAGUGAGAAAUGCAUCCUGCGUGUCAGCUCCAAACAAAACCAUUGUGUUUUCAGAAGAAGACCAUAGCAUGGAGAUGACUGAUGUUUUUCCAGGGCAUAUUGAAGAAAACCGGAACGCUUCCACUAAAAGGAAUGAAACAACAAGCAGGUUAUUCCCAACCACAAAUGCUAAUGAUCACACAGGUGAUGCCGAUGACAUGGAUAUGACAAGAAGUCAAACUGUAGUGAUUGAUUCCAAAAACUGUCCAGUAAAUCCCUCAUUUGGCAAAGUGAGAAGUGUAUCCUACCUUUCUGUCCCAAACAAAACCAUUAUGUUUUCAAAAGUGGAUGAUGACAUGGAGAUGACCGGCGCAUUUACAGGGCAUAUUGAAGAAAACCAGAACCCUUCCACCGACAGACAUGAAACAUUUGUAGCUGGAAAUAACCAGCUAAUCACUGUUGCUCACACAGGUCAACCUGAUGGUAUGGAAAGGACAGGUAACCAAAGAGAUGUUAAUGUUUUUCAUGGCAGUUUACCCUGCCCUCAAUCAUCAAAUUCUGAUGAUAUGGAUAUGACAAGGAGCCAAACUGUAGUAAUUGAUUCCAAAAAUUUCCCAGUAAAUCCCUCUUUAGGUAAAGUAAGAAGAUUAUCUUGCCUGUCACCUCCAAACAAAACGACUGUGUUUUCUGAAGUGGGCCAUGACAUGGAGAUGACUGAUGUCUUUACAGGGAACAUUGUGGAAAACACCUGCGUUCGAACUGGUGGGAAUAAAAUGCUGGAUAGAUUAUCCACUACAAAAAAAAACUAUGAAUGCAGUGGGGUGUGGGAUUCCGCAUCUGAUCCUAAUGACAUGGAAAUGACCAGAAGCCGGACUGUUGUUAUUGACUCCAAAUAUUGUGGAACAGCAAAGGCCUCACUCAGCACUAUGAGAAAAAGCUUGUCCUGUAUAUUGCCUUCCUCUAAACCUCUCAUGUUUCCUAGAGGUUCCUGUGGGGUGCAGGUUCCCAAAGCGCUUAUAGGACUUGACAUGGAUUGUAAGAAAUUACUCACAAGUGGAUGUGGCACAGCAGCCAAGUUGUCCCCUACAACAAUCAAAGUCACAGCUUUGGAUGAGUCUGAAGCUACGGGAAGAGCACAUAGUCAAAUAGCUGCUUGUGAACCUGAUUAUAUUGAAAUCAGACGCAAGAAUGUUUCUGAGUCCAAAUAUGAGGUAAAGCAAUAUCCUUUGCCUGUUACUGAAAAGAGUAAUGUGUAUUGUGGAUCAGAUUUCAAUAUAAAACAAAUUUCAUCUGAAGAAGACAAUGGCAUUGAAAUGAUCAAAACCCCUGCUGGACAUUCUGUGAAAAGCAGCCAUACAGAUGGUGAUGAGGCAGAAAUGACAUUCCCCUCUGAUAAAGCUAAAUCCACAGAAAUAAGUAUUCAGCCGGCUUCUUCUGGUAGCGGUUCUACUUCGGAAGCUGCAUCAUCUGAAGGCGUGGAGAAUGAAAAGAACCAGAGUGUUUGUAUCAUCAGCAGAAACACGGAGAUGGUAAAUUCCUCCACUUGCAUAAUGAGAAAAGGUCCCCUGCCAGACUCAAGCAAAACCCAAUUGUUUUCUGAAACUGACGACAUGGCAGCUGAUGAAAAUACACCCGCCUCUGCUGAUGAAGUGGAAAGGCAGGUUUGCUCAUCGCCCACAACCAAUUCUGUUCCUUCCCCAUGUCUACCUAAUUGUCAAACUGUGGCUGAAGAAAAUACAGGGCAAUGUGACCAGAUUGCCUUUGAAGGCACAACCCUCAUGUCUGCUGAUUUAACAAGUCUUGAUGAAAUCAGCUGUAAUGCUCCUCUUGUGAAUUAUACUGUGAUUAGCGAUGAAGAGAUGUCCCACACAGCCAACUCCGAGAACGUAUUUACCACUGAUUCCUCUGGAAUAGGCCAUGGUGGAAAAGAAACUGAAAAACGACCUAAGUCUCGGCGGAUGACCUUGGCAGAUUUUCAGUCAAAACUUCAGAACAUUGGCCUUAUGAUAAAUGAAAAGUCUGACCUCGAGAGAGGUUGUCACACAGUCCCCAUACCUCGGUUGACAACCCCUUCAUCACCUGAGGCUAGAGAAGCAACUUGCGUACAAAAAGUACACUCUGGCAUUGAUGACUACAGUAGCGGUGCAAACUUAUGCAUGAAGCCAGAUCAUUCAAAAUUGGACAGACAAACCAACAGGACAGAAACUUUUAAACUUUUGAACAUCAAGCCUUGGACAACCCAGCUGUUUGUUGGUGGUGUUCUGCCAAAGCUGCCCCGGAGGAGCAUGCCACUCAACCUGAAUCGAGAGGACCCCACAGGGCACAGUGACAUCAGAAUGUUGCCAAGUAAAAGCAAAGUUGGUGUUACAGAGAAAGAUGGAGACCAUGGUGAGGUUAAGAAUAUCAUUGAAGAAACGCUGCCCGAGAUCAGCAGUGAGGAGGAUCUGUCUGAAACAGUUGAAGGCAACAUCCUCAGAGACCGUGACCAGGAGGCAAGUGUGAGUCAGGCUCUUGUAGAUGCUGAACCAAUUCAGAAUGUCACACAAGGCCAGAAGAGACCUUUCCCUGUGGACGGUCAUGAAUGUGACAUGCCGGAGGAAAGGAAGAUGAGAAGCCUUACCAUUUCCAACCAAAAUCUAGAACCGUCCACAAAUGUUGUUCAGUGGGACAGCAAUGUUGUGGAUAUUGUACGAGAGAACCCCCCUAGCUUCCUGACAAAGACUCUGGACAGCACCAACUUCAGCAGCGGUACACCAAACCAGAGAUGUGAGGGGACGUUUGAGAUGAGCAGUCACAGAACCAGUCAGUAUGACAUCCAAUUUGAUGACCCACAUGAAAUAAACUUUCAACAGAAACUGGAAGAUGGUAGCAUUACCAUGAGGGAGUUCCUGAAGCUUUUUGGCAUCGACUUUAACAUCCACAGACCUCGGCAGAGUGUUCUCCCAGAAAAUUUUGAGACCAAUUCAGCGCCUAACUCAGCAGCAGUCCUGUUGGAGAAGCACAUUAAUCGCCCCAAACAAAGGGUUUAUGAAGAGGACUGUCAAGAGCUUACAGAGAUGGUGGAGAAAUUGAAAACACGGAUGCGAGACCAAGAUAAAUCUCUUAAAACCACUAAUGAAGCACUUUGGGAAGAGGCAAAAACCUACUCUGAAGAGCAGUUACAGAGCUUUGGGACCAAGCUGAAAGAGAGAAAGGUGUACUUCCGAAAGCAAAGCAAAUCUCUCUCCCAUGAAUUGAAAAUUGGCUUGUACUCCAAACUAGUGCACACAACCCAGGUUGCACAACAGAACUUGACAGAGAAGAUUGAGGACAUGGAUGAGUUGCUGAAACAUCUUGAUGAAUGCUUGAAUGACUUGCAAGCUGACCUGUCCUCAAUGGAUUGUGCUGGGGUAGAAGAGUACAGUGCCAACUCUGAAACUAAACUCACCCUAGAACUCAAACAACAAGAGCUGGAGUCUCUCAACGUGGCUCUUGUUGACAAUGAGAGGCGGGUGUGUGAACUGGAACUGGAGAAAAACAGCUCAGCAGGCAAAGUGAGAAAGCUGCAGGACGAAACUGUGGAGCUCGAAAAGCAGAUCACUGUUCUGGAUAGACUGACUGAGUGGAGGCUGUCUGAAAAGACUGACGACAGGGCAGUCUUCACAUUCCUGUAUGACUCCAUGGGCCUGGAGGUGCUGUUUGAAAAACCUGCUGAUAAAACCAUGACUGGUGAAGAGACUGAGCAGAACGUUGCAGAUAUUACAUUUCAGCUGGAGCUGGAUGAGGAAAAUUCGCACUGUUACGCCCGUCUGGUCCACAGCCUCCUUGGCCAGUUCAUACAGAACGAGAGCAGCUGGGCCCAGAGGUACCCGACGAGUCGACACAUCCCAGCGCUCCUCCAUGAUGUGGCCCUGGUGGUGAGCCGCUGUCGCCUCCUUGGGGAGGAGAUCCACCGUCUACAGAAGUGGGGUUCUCUCAGGUUGGACAUCCUGGAAAUCGGCUGUGUGGACACUCAAGUGAGAAUUCUGUUCUCUAGCCUUAAAGCUUGUGCCAAGUUUGAGCUGACACUGGCUGUUACACCAGCCUAUCCUUUCACUGGACUCCAGUUGAUAAACUUCCAAAACUAUAUUGGAAAUACAAGGAUCGACCAAGUGGAGGAAAUCAUAGCUGCAGAAACACUUGCAAAAAACUACUUGACGAGGAUAGUGAAGAGGAUCCAUAAUGUUUUGUUGUGCUGAGAUGAGCUUUCUGUGUUUAGCCGUCCAUUCUAAUGUAAUGUUUAAAGAAAUUUUGUCAUCUAUGUGUGGAGAUUUUUCUCUUCAAAUAAUUGUUUGCUUAUUCUAUAUUGUUAAUAUUAAUUCAAUAGCAUGCUUAAUUAGAUCUUGACUUUCUAGAUAUGUACAUUUUCUAUGAUCAUUUAAUAAUAAAACACAAAGAACAACA